AAUAUAUACGAAUCAGCUGUGUACAUCUCACUUAGUCACCCCUGCACCAAGUACGUUUUCUCCGAGGUUCCCAGCCAAUGUCAACGCCAAUCAGCUGUUUCCACAACCACAGACCCAUGGCGUGACGCGGACAAGCCAACCCGGCAUAGGAGCGCCUCGUUUGAAAAAUCCCAAAAGAUGGGAGACUACACAUUUAUUUGCAGGUUUAUAUGUCUGCAACUACUUUUAUUUACCUUGUUGACCAGUGUGGAAGUUGAGACCGCGUCGAACUUGUUGGAUGACGACGGAGGCUGGACAACGGAAGACAAGGAUAGGAUUGCUCAGCCUGGACCGUGCAACAUUAAUGUGGAAGAUGGAUCCCUGACUCAGGAAGACUUUAUAAAGAAAUAUGCAUACUCCGAGCCAGUUGUUAUCAAGGGAGCAACAGAUAAUCAGGUGUUUCAGACUCUCACUCGCCGUUCAGCAUUAUUGGAGGGUUACGGACAUACAACUGUACGUUUGAGCUCAGCCAAUAGCUAUAGCUAUGCCAAAAAAGAUGUUACAUUCAAUGAAUACUGCGUUAGCCAUGUCCAUCCUCAAAAAUUAACUACUCUUGGGAAUGAGACUUUUUACUUCUUUGGUGACAACAAUCACGAGGAGUGGCAAGACCUUUUGGAGCAGUAUAUACAACCUCCUUAUAGAUUACCCUAUCAUUUGCCAGCAUUGAGUUUUGGUCUUGCAGGUCCAGGGACUGGUGUUCCCUUUCAUUUCCAUGGGCCAGGAUUUGCAGAGACCAUGUGGGGACGAAAAAGAUGGUUCAUGUACCCUCCGAAUGUGAACCCUAACUUCCAUCCUAAUCGCACAACAUUGCAGUGGUUGAUGGAAGACUAUCAGCUAAGAAAAGAUGAUCCUAAUUUGUAUGAAUGUACACUUAACCCUGGAGAGAUUAUUUAUUUUCCUGACAAGUGGUGGCAUGCAACUCUCAACAUUGACAGCAGUGUUUUUAUAUCAACUUUCCUCAGUCCAUAAUCUUUGUAUUGAAAUGAAAUGGGAUCUGGUAAUGGUAAUGGUUUAAUGUAUGUGUACAUCAGUUCUGUAAAUUAGUUUAUACCCCAUGGCAUUUUAAAUGCAGACUCUCCUAAGAUGAGUUGGUGUCUACUUUCAUAAAUAGAAGACCACACAUUCCAUAGAAAGGACAGUUAAACUUGCCAAUUAAUGUGUCCUCUUUGCCAUUUCUUUAUUCAUUAAAAGAAGUGUAGAUAUAGGUACAUGUUCAGUAUCUUAAUAGCUCAUGUGAAGACGAUAAUUUUUUUUUUGUAUUUAUGAUCUGGCUUACUAUGUCCUUUUUGUAUCAUUCAAGGGUAUUAUGACUGGACUGAUAUUCUAUUUUUUCAUAUAAUUGUGGUAAUACAAAUCUAAUGUAAGUCAGGUUGCAUCUUUUCUUGAAAGUGCAUACUUGGAAACUAUAUAGAAAUGAUUUUUCUAUAUUUAAUGCAGGACAGUGCUGAGUUAUCUAUUCUAACAUUUUACUGGUUUUAAGAUGACUGACAGUUCAUAACUAUAAUAGAACUGGCUCUGGAAAACAUAAGAUUGUGUAAUUUCAGGAAUAACGGAUAAAGUAUCAGGAGAAUAGAGAAAUAGAGAAACUUUUGUUCAGAUAAACAUAUACUAUAUGUAUUUGUGCAUGUACCUGAUAAAUUGUCAAGUAGUCAAUCUGCAGUUUCAAAGAUAAAUCUAAUACUAAAGUAAAGGUUGCAUACUAUUUAUAAUUAAAUUGUAAAUUUGCAUAAAGUAGACAGGUUAAAAAGUUGUCUGCAUAUACUCUGGCUGUGAGAUUAAACUAUAUAGAGAUUUAAAUACUUUUUUUUUUAAGAAUAUUUGCUGUUUCUGUGGUGAUGGGUAACUUUUAUAGUUCAGUUGAAUUACUGAAAUGAUCUUGGCUAAAUAUUUAAGUCACAAAGCUUUUAUAAAGACAAGUAGUUUUGCAAACAUGUUUUUUGAUGUUGGGGACAAACCUAGUGGGACCAAUAUUGCUAUUUAAAUUCUAAUUUUUCUUAUUCUGUUUGUUAUAUUUCACUCAAUAGGAAUUGUAAUUUCUAAGAGAAGUUUAAUUUAAAUAAGACUAAUGAACUGUUCCACAAGUGU
Messenger RNA from Penaeus monodon (black tiger shrimp), 2124 nucleotides. RefSeq names its product jmjC domain-containing protein 8-like. The transcript is spliced from 8 exons. The record is from RefSeq and is a predicted model, not a curated record. Gene Ontology annotation, cellular component: cytoplasm. Bases 178 to 1008 code for a protein of 276 amino acids. Lineage: Eukaryota; Metazoa; Arthropoda; Malacostraca; Decapoda; Penaeidae.